Molecule: messenger RNA, 1725 nt
Organism: Thlaspi arvense
Lineage: Eukaryota; Viridiplantae; Streptophyta; Magnoliopsida; Brassicales; Brassicaceae
Source: the annotation of a GenBank genome assembly
AUGUUCACAACCACAGACAUCGCCGAUAAAAUGCGGAUUCGGAUGGAAUCUAACGUGCUUCCACACCAUCUAUUCGCGGAUCACCAAGAGCCCGUCGGUGACCGAGUGAAUUCGUACUUCAAACUCGACACACUCGGGGUUAUUUUAAAAGCCCUCACACCUGACGAACUUACCCUCAUUCGGCCUUGCUUUGGGAAAUUGCUCGACAUGUAUCACAAACCCGCUCACUCCGACAAACUCGCCCACUUUCUACCGACACGGCAGUUGAAGACCGAUAGAAGGCAUGAGCUAUGGUUCAUUUUUGGCGGCAAGCCGGUGAAAUUCUCUCUCUGCAAGUUCGCGAUUGUCACAGGCUUAAACUGCAAACCCAUUUCACCCUCUCCUCGGGAAAUGCUGAAGUGUAAACCCGGAAAAAUUCCAUACUGGUUCACUUUAUUCGGGGGAGACGAAAAUGUCACCGGCGAGAAACUGGAGGCAAUGCUUAGGCGCUCCAAAAAUCUGUCCAGCGAGAUGAAGGUCAAAUAUGCAUGUCUCCUCAUAGUCGAUGGACUGCUUUGCCACAAAUCCGCGGGCAUGAAGAUCCCCAAAGAUCACACGGAGAUGAUUCAAGACCUUGACUAUUUUCUCAGCUUCCCUUGGGGGCGGUACUGCUUUGAGAUGACUGUUCAAUGCAUCAAAUCCCGCACCACCACUCAGCUAGCACAGGCUACCGUUGCCGUUCAGGGUUUUAUUCACUCCGUCCAGUUGGUUCUUCUCGAGGCGGUCCCAGCAGUGCUGUUGACGAUGGGGGAGGAAAACGGGAGUGAGUCAGAGGAGGAAGAGUGCGCUACGGCCAGCACUCUCAAACUAGAUAAGCUGUGGGAUCUCGAUUCGUCGGGCCAGGUUGCCGUGUCAUCAAUUAUAGAAGUAGACACCGAUGACAUCCCACCAGACACGCUAGAGUGGCAAGACGAAGCCCCGGAUCCGAAGGUUGAUUACAUGGAGAUGUUAAUUACAGAAGGAGCCGAGUUUUGCAGGGACUCUUUUAUCGGCGGGGAAGUUGUCCAUUCUCCACCCACACAAUCUGCUGUCGUUAAAAACAGGAAAAGGAAAGGGCCGUCCAUGCCGAAAGAAAAGCUUAUCGUUCCUGUGCGAGCCAAAAAACUAAUAGAAGGUCGUAACUCGGCAAAGGCAUCCAACGAAGGAGAUCCACAGCCCAUUACCGCCGACAGGAUAGCAGAGCUUAUAGACGCUGCCAUGAAGACGGUCCAAUCAAAGAUGGCCGACACAGUGGCCUCGUCGAUGAUGGCAAUGGAGAGUAGACUGGAGCGGAGUCUGAAUGACAAGAUGUCUGCCAUGCUCGCCGCGGCAGGUCGGGGCACCAGAGCUGACCAAGUUAUUGGGGACGUCCUCAGAGACAUCAACGCAGAGCAGGAGACAGAUGGGAUGACCGACGAAUUAGGUGGGCGUAACAGGCAGACCGACGAUCAGCACGACAGUGAAGAACCAAAGACUCAGGACAUCGGCGACGGUGCUCCCAUUACCGAACCAGUUACUGAACAGCUUGACGACCCUGCCCUCAGCACGGACAAAUCUCCAGCCACCGACACUGAAGGCGAUUCACAAUUAAUAAGACCCUCCUCCGACGUACUAGUAGAGGCGGACAACCCGAAAUUUGCUGCAUUAACCCACAAUGUAUCGCCAGACAGAGUAUUAAACAUGGGUGGAGGAUUGCUCAUCAUGUAG